Messenger RNA from Microthlaspi erraticum, 306 nucleotides. The record is from the annotation of a GenBank genome assembly. NCBI's taxonomy places the organism in Eukaryota, Viridiplantae, Streptophyta, Magnoliopsida, Brassicales, Brassicaceae.
AUGGGACGUGAGGAGCAUGGAAGGACUUGGUGCAUGGACGCAGCUCAACUGGACACACAAAGGAAGAAGGAGGAAGCCAUCUUGAAGACCAGCUCGACCACCCGGUCGAGUUCCUCAACUCGACCGGCCAAGUUCAACUCGAUCGAGCUAGGAAGUCAAAGUCUUUUGGAGCAUUCUGGAGCAUAUGGGACGAGAGGAGCAUGGAGGACUUGGACGCAGCUCAUGGACGCAGCUCGACCAGCUCUACUCGACCAACCGGUCGAGUUCCUCAACUCGACCGGCCAAGCUUCAACUCGAUCGAGCUGA